Aedes aegypti (yellow fever mosquito) is the source of this 2496-nucleotide messenger RNA. Its product is annotated as tetratricopeptide repeat protein 27. The transcript has 3 exons. Lineage: Eukaryota; Metazoa; Arthropoda; Insecta; Diptera; Culicidae. The coding region runs from base 116 to 2470 and encodes 784 amino acids. The record is from RefSeq and is a predicted model, not a curated record. Gene Ontology annotation, molecular function: protein binding.
AAAAACAGCUUGCGGUGUUUUGAAUGUAAACAGCACGUGCGUUUGCGAGUUUCGGAAAAUUUGGCUGUAUUUAAUCGAGAAUUUUGUGAAGCAAAAUCUUUAAAACCCCAUCGCCAUGGACGAAAAAUGUACUCCGAACUUGUUCAGCUUUAUAAAUAAUGAAGACAGUUCGAAUGAUUCUGGAUUAACGAAACUGAUCAAAGCAGCAAAAUGGAAUGAAUGCUUCCAACAUGAUAAUUUCAAACGCUUCAUAACCGGCGAAUCACUCAACGAACGUAGUGAUGUACUCCAAGCAGCUAUUGCCGCACUACUCGCCUUCGUCCAAAGCAACUUCCUUGGCCCCACGUUGCUACUUGAUAGUAGCAUUGACUUCCCCGAAGAACUAAACAUGCGGAACCUACUAAAAGUGGACGGGGAAGAGCUGAAUCCGAAUACCAUAGCCGCAGAACUGCUGUAUGUUUGCAAGACUGCGUUCGAUCAGCUUGUGCCAACCGAAAGCGAUGAAUCGCAUGCCAGUUUCAUUGAACGAUUGUGGUAUCUUCGCUUUCUGGUGGUUUACCAGCGCUGCUUGGACGAUCUCGUUCACAGCCUCUACUCGAAAUUCGACGAAAACGUGAAUCAUCUUAAUAAGGCGAUGGAGAACGUGGACGAUAACGGUUUAAAAGUGCAAACCCACGUUGAAAUCCUGCAAGGAUACGUUCUCUUCAAGCGUAUCACCAAAUCGGAGCGUUGGAUGACCGCACUGCAAAACGUUUCCGGCGUCGACAUAACUGUCGAAGGUGUUCUUGGAAUGCGAACCAAGCAUCAGCAGAAUCCUCUGCCUCAGCUAGUUUUAAGGGCGAAAGGAUUGGAAACGACUAGCUUUCCGAGCUCGCAGGUAUCCCAUGGGCAUGUCACUUUGCCGACGAUACUAAAACUAGACGACGAUGUACGGCUGGAGAAGAUUCAGUUCUUGAGCGAACAGGAAAAUGUGGAUGCCCAACUUCCCAGUUUGAUCCAGGCGAUGGUUCUAUCGAAAAUCCUUUAUUUGAAGUACUCGCAGCCGAAAGACAAACUGGCCGACGAAGAGCUCAAACCGUACAUAACAUCCCUGCUCUACCAGGAGCAUGGGCCGUGGGCCACGCGACUCGCUGCAUUAUAUCUCAACAUUCAAAUGGAGGCAACUCACAAGCGAACGGUCGAUCGAUCUCUGAAGCAAUGUGAAGAGCUUGUCAAUCUUGUGGAUGCCAAUACCGUUCCAGUUCCGCACCGUUUGUCCUAUGCUUUCUGCUCUGCUCUUAUUCCCCGUUGGCAGAUCAAGGCCAAACUGGGCGACCUGAUGGUUAGCUUGGGUAUGGUAAAAGGUGCUCUGGAUUUGUACCUGGAACUUCAACUGUGGGAGGAAGUAAUCUCCUGUUACAAUCAUCUGGAGUUGAGACACAAAGCCGCCGAGAUCAUUCAGCAGGAAAUCGAUAAAAAGCCGACCGUUACUUUGUACUGCUUAUUGGGAGACGCAACCGACGACAUCCAGUGCUACCAAAAAGCAUGGGAACUAUCCGGAGAGAAUAGUGCUAGAGCGCAAAGGCAUUGGGGUAAUUACUACUUUGCAAGAAAACAAUAUCAGGAAGCCAUUACGCAUUUGCAAAAAUCAGUUGAGAUCAAUUGUCUCCAGGAAACAACUCUACUCCGACUUGGUUACGCCGCUCUGCAGCUUGAGCAAUGGGAAGAGGCUGCUAAAGCCUACCGUCUCUAUACCACUCUUGAGGCACAUGGCUUCGAAUCGUGGAACAAUUUGUCCAUGGCUUACAUCAAACUGGGUGACAAAAAGCGAGCUCACAAAGUUCUACAAGAAGCCCUCAAGUGCAACUUCAACAACUGGAAGGUCUGGGACAACUUCCUCGCCGUUAGUGUCGACACGAAAAACUACGAAGAUGCCCUGAAUGCCUACGAGCGAUUGAUCGAACUGAAGGACAAGUUCUACGACCAAGAAGUGCUGGAAAUUCUCACCAAAGUCAUCUCGGAAGGUGCUCCCGAUGCAAGCGGGAAUUCAUCGCAACGUCUAACGAAAAAGAUCCUGAAGCUUCUCGGACAUGCAUCCGCCAAGACGCCCAACAAUGGAUUACUUUUCGAACUUUCCUCCCAGCUGGAAACGGAAGAUCCAUUAAAGAAAGCUCAAAAGUUACAAAGCGCCUACCGUGGCUAUACGCAAACAAACAGCCAAUGGUCGAAAACGCCGGACAAUUGUGAAAAGAUCCUCAAGCUGUGCAUCACUCUGUGCGAAAGUAGUCUUCAAGCAUUUGUAUCGGGUAAGGCGGAUGCUGGGAAGCUGCCUUCGGUAAAAUCGCAACUUGCUUCGGCCCGAUUAACCGGUCAGGGAUGUCUGCGGGCGGCUAGCAAUGAAAACUGGGAACAGAACGUGGCCCUCGUUGAAUCGCUGUCGGAAAUUGUACAGAAACUGACGACCGAGUUGACGAACGCUAUGAAUCAAUAAAAAGAUAUAUUAUAUUUCCCCAUAAA